Molecule: messenger RNA, 4896 nt
Organism: Mytilinidion resinicola
Lineage: Eukaryota; Fungi; Ascomycota; Dothideomycetes; Mytilinidiales; Mytilinidiaceae
Product: putative ABC transporter
Exons: 9
Coding region: 1-4896 (1631 amino acids)
Biological process (GO): lipid transport; transmembrane transport
Cellular component (GO): membrane; intracellular membrane-bounded organelle
Molecular function (GO): lipid carrier activity; ABC-type transporter activity; ATP binding
Source: RefSeq, a predicted model, not a curated record
AUGGCAGCGGCACUUUUCCUUCGACAAAUAUGGGCACUGACCUGGAAAGAUCUAUUGCUCACUCUCAAUCGCAAACAGGCUGCGUCAACUAUAUUUCGCGCCUUCACAGUCCCGUUGGUUUUCGUGAUGUACAUGUCUUUCAUCAUUCGAGUCUACUGGCCAAAGGAGACCUACGGCAUUGGAACAUCCACACCGAUCAGAAGCCUUCCAGAUGCUUUGAAUGGUGCUGGGGAAGGCCGCCACACUCUUGCACUCUGCAAUUACGGACCUAGAGACGGUGACAUCGACAAAGUCAUAGCCGCUAUAGCUGCUUCAGCCAGAACAACUGGGAAGCCUGUCGAGCUCCUGUAUAAUCCAGACGACCUUCUGACAGUAUGUCGAAGUGCACUAUCAGGAAACACCAAAUGCUUUGGGGCCGCCGAAUUCUAUACUUCGCCCAAGGAAGGCGGUGCCUGGAAUUACACUCUUCGCAACGACGGCGCGUUCGGAAUAUCAAUCAAUGUGAAGAAGAACAACAAUGACGCAGAGACGUACCCGAUUCCGCUGCAGCAUGCAAUCGACGCUGUAAUUGCAUCUGUAGAGUUUGGCGAAGACACUACCAGUCUCCCAAAAACGGUCGAGGAGUACCCAUUCACGUCUAAGACCCAAAAGCAGUGGGAUGAUUCUAUUACGACUUCAAUCCAGAAUGCCAAUACAAAGUACAUUGGUAUCGUAUGGUACCUUGGCUUUGUCGGCUUGUGCUAUCAAUUGGUCGGUAUAGUGGCCGGAGAACGAGAGCAAGGUAUGGCAGACUUGCUUGAAUCAAUGAUGCCGAAUACUGCUCGUUGGCAGCCACAGGUUGCUCGCUUGCUUGGGCAUCACAUCGCCUUCACAAUAAUAUAUUUCCCAUCGUGGAUUUUGAUGGCAAUAAUUGCCAAAGUCGGCUUAUUCCCCAAGAUCUCUCUGGGCAUCCUGAUCAUUUUUAACAUCCUGGCUGGCCUCUCCCUGAACUCUUUCUCCAUUCUCGGGGCGUCCAUCAAAAGAUCUCAACUGAGUGGCAUUACUGCCAUCGUAGUCGCGCUCGUGCUCGGCAUUGUCGCGCAAAUUACCGCCGAAACGCUGUCCACUGCCGCAGUAACUAUCCUCAGCAUCAUCUUCACUCCCAUGAAAUACGUCUUCUUCUUCAUAUUCAUGGCCCGCUACGAACACAAACAAAUACCGGCAAAUCUCGUUGAAGCUGCUCCUGGCGCAACCUGGAGAGUACCAGGCAUUGCCUUCUGGAUCAUGAUGAUCGUCCAAAUCUUUGUGUAUCCAGUACUGGGAGCAUCAGUGGAGCGGUAUCUCUAUAGCACCGCCUCCAAAAGAGGGAGAACCGUCACAUACGAUGAUACCACGCAUCCGUUCUACAGAGUGGUUGCACCCUUACUCGGAUUCGAGAAGACACCAGUGGUAGCUGUGAAAAGCCUCUCGCUUACAGCCUUGCCCGGCCAUAUCUUGGUGCUCGUGGGCGCCAAUGGAUGCGGAAAGCCGACAACCCUGAAUGCUAUUGCUGGGCUCAAUGAUGUCACGUCCGGUGCAAUUGAUCUGGAUGGCACAGGCGGAAUUGGUAUCUGCCCGCAGAAGAACGUGCUGUGGGAGUCUCUAACCGUCGAGCAACAUACCAAGAUAUUCUAUCGGAUCAAAUCCACGACCAUUAGUCCUGCGUCAGAUGGCGAGCUUAGCCAACUCAUCUACGACUGUGGAUUGACUAAGAAGAUCAAGGCAUAUGCUGGGACGCUCUCUGGCGGACAGAAGCGGAAACUUCAGCUCAUAAUGAUGCUCACAGGAGGAAGCAAGGUGUGCUGCGUUGACGAGGUCUCCGGAGGUCUCGAUCCACUGUCGCGCAGGAAAGUAUGGGACAUCUUGCUUGCAGCAAGAGGAACUCGCACUGUCCUUCUUACGACACAUUUCCUCGAUGAAGUUAAAUAUCUCGCUGAUCAUAUGGUCAUCAUGAGCAAAGGUGAACUCAAAGCCGAAGGGUCUGUCUCGGAGCUAAAGAAUAAGCUGGGUGACGGCUAUCGAGUGCGCAUACUUCACGGAACCGGAUAUGGCCCACCUCCAGAAGUUGGUGACCUUCUCAACGGCGUACCGAAAGAAGUCCUGUGUGAUCAGACUAUUUAUACCAUAUCUGACACCAAUCGAGCCAUGAACGUCAUCAAAGAGUUUGAAAGCAGGAAGAUCGCCAAUUAUCAAGUCACUGGACCAACAAUGGAGGAAGUCUUCAUGAAGCUUGCGGAAGAUCCAGACUCGGAAAAAAACUUGGAACUUGCUGACUCGAACUCUGAGCCUGCUAUUACCCCAAGUCCCUCUCAUCAAAAAGAAAAAGGCCGUCUUACGAUCACACAAGAGGAGGUAGGAGAACCAUUGAUGAGUGGUCAGAGGCUUGGGUUCGUUCAACAAGCAAUUAUCCUUUUUCGCAAGCGGAUGGUCAUUCUCCGACGAAACUAUCUUCCAUACAUCGCUGCGUUCAUAAUUCCCAUUAUCGCAACAGCUUUAGUAACGAUCCUGGUCAGGAAGAACCACCUUCCAGGAUGUUCGCCUCGUCAACAAGUAAAUGACCAGGAUAUCGAGACCCUAUCCACCGAGAAUAACUAUAAGCCCUUACUAGUCCUUGGGCCUACAAACGCGUUCCUGAACGCGAAUCUCACCAAAUUCAGAGACAUUCUUCCUAAACAAUUUGGCAACGCAAACACCUCCCAGGCUGCCCUUCUCGAUCAUGUUCAUCUUGUAGAUUCUCUGGACGAAUUCAAUUCAUACAUCAGGCAGAGCUUCCACAACGUUACUCCUGGGGGUUUCUUCUUGGGUGGCAAUGGUUCCAUACCAACGUUCAGCUACUACUCCGAUAUUGGUACAUUGGGAGUUUACUCUUCCGUCUUCUUGCAAAAUGCUUUCGACGUAAUGUCAACGAAUAUUUCCAUUGUCACCAAUUACCGAUCCUUCAAUUAUCCAUGGCCAGACAAUGCGGGCAACUCCAUUCAAUUCAUCUUCUACUUCGGUUUGAUCAUGGCCGCCUACCCAGCCUUCUUCACUCUGUACCCCACAGUGGAGCGACUACAUAAAAUUCGUGCACUGGAGUACUCCAAUGGCGUACGAUCACUUCCCUUGUGGCUUGCAUAUCUUUCUUUUGACUGGGCCAACACGCUGCUAGUCAGUGUUUUUAUCACAGCUAUAAUGACUGCCGCUGCGAAUGACGCAUGGUGGAAUCUUCCCUACCUCUUCAUCGUGCUCUUCCUUUAUGGCUUCGCGUCAGUCCUGUGGUCAUACGUGGUCUCGCUAUGGGCGCGGUCACAGCUGUCAGCCUUUGCUAUCUCUGCAGGGUCUCAAGCAUUCAUGCUGCUCAUGUACUUGACCGCCAUCUUCAAUAUCCAGACCAGACUCGAUCCCACUAAAGUGGAUGACGCUACCACGAUAGUCAACUUCACCUUCAAUCUCGUAACGCCGAUUGGAAAUCUAGCCAGAGCUUUAAUUCUUUCAUUGAACAUGUUCUCUUCGCUUUGCUCUGGUGCACCUUCGAAAAUGGCAACUUUUCCGGGUAGCAUCAAGCUCUAUGGCGGUCCAAUACUCUACCUCGUGGGCCAAUCGCUCUUCCAAUUUGGCGUAUUGAUGCUAGUGGACCACGGCUGGACGCUAAAUUGGUUCAAGAAGCCAGCCCCCGAAUCAGACGUCGAAGACCACGACACGAAAGAAAAGGAAGUUUGCGAUGAGAUCGAGCGAGUAGCUUCCUCUAACGACGGCCUCCGCGUUCUGCAUCUUACUAAGACCUUCAAAACAAGAGCUUUUGGAACUGUAACCGCGGUUGAUGACCUCAGCUUCGGCGUCAAAAAAGGGGAGAUGUUUGCUAUUGUGGGCCCGAAUGGCGCUGGCAAGUCGACUACAAUCACGAUGCUUCGCGGAGAACUCCAGCCUUCUCGAAAGGGCGGCGAGAUCUACAUCGAGGGUGUUGACGUGAGGAAGGAGAGAAAAACUGCCCGCUCGCACCUUGGAAUGACUGUGCUCGAGCAUUUGGAGUUCUACGCAGGUAUUAGGGGUGUCAAAGAGGCCAAGCGGAACGCACGGCAAAUUGUGAAAGCUGUUGGCCUUCAGGUCUUUGCGCAUAUGAUGGCGUCGAAACUGUCUGGUGGUAAUAAGAGGAAACUCAGUCUUGGGAUCGCUUUGAUUGGCAACCCAGAGGUUGUUCUCCUCGAUGAGCCAUCAUCUGGAAUGGAUCCGCUCGCCAAACGCACAAUGUGGAAGACCCUCACCAGUUUUGUCCCAAACAGAUCCAUCUUGCUGACUACCCACUCGAUGGAAGAGGCUGGUCACCUCGCCGACCGCGUCGGCGUCCUCGCAAAGCGUAUGCUCGACAUCGGCUCCACUGCCCACCUCCGCACUAAGCACGGCCACGGCUUUCACAUCCACCUCAUCGCUAGCACCGCGCCGCACACCUCGGCUGCGGAGAUGGAGAGAGUUUGCGUGUGGAUAGAGCAACAGCUGCCGGGGGCGAAGGCAGAGGGGCUACCAUACCAUGGGCAGAUGCGUUUUAGUAUCCCUGCUAGCUCUGGACUUGGAAAGGCGCAGGAUCUGGAUCAAGAUCUGGAGAAGAGUUUGAAGGCUUCUUCGCUACUAGCUCCACCCCCCGAGGACUUGGAUUUGGAGAUCACCCAAAGCGAACCGGGGUUAGGUGGUGCAGGUGUUUCUAUCGGCGCGCUGUUCGUGUUGCUGGAAGAAAACAAGGAAAAGCUAGGCCUGGAGUUUUAUUCGGUGAGCCCGUCGACGAUCGAUGAGGUAUUUUUGAGGGCGGUUGAGAAGCAUAACGUCGGUGAGGAAGAUCGGCCGGAGGCCAAAAAAGACUGGAGGUUCUAUGCGAGACAGCUGAUGAAGAUGGUUUAUUGGGUGUGA